AUGAAAAAAUUUUAAUUUUUUGACAAAAAUAUUAGAUAAUAAAGACCUGAAUAAAAUUUCUGUACAUUCAAUUAUGUCUUUUCAGAGUAUUUUCAUUCAAUAUCUAGAUAUAUUUGCUAUUUAAAAAGAAAACAUGGUAAUGAUUACAAUGAAAUGAAUUCAAAAAUGGAACAAUUAGGAGUCUCAGUUGGAAUUAGACUCUAUGAAGUUGUUAGUCUUAGAGAAAGAAAUAAAAGAGAAACUAAAUUAGUCGAAUAAUUGAGAUUCAUUUAAGGAAUUGUAAAUUACAAAUAUAUUCAUAAUUCAUAGUUUUGGAAACAUCUCUUUGGUAGAUAAGCAGAAUCAAUUGAAAAGUUAAAGGAUAGACCUAAUGAUUUUCUUAUUAGAGAUGAAAAUCCUUUACUUCUUAAAUAUAUUUCAGAAGAAGGUCAUAUUUCACCUGCAUAAUUUAUGUGUGGAAUUCUUAAAGUAAGAAAUAAUGAAAAUCAAUAAGGGAAUAUUAAAUGCCUCUGGAUUUACAUGCCAAGUCUCUUAUUAGUUUAAGACUGAUGAAAGAGGUGUCAGCUAUUAUCCUCACACUUUAUUUAUCUUAAGUUUUGAAGAUGCAAAAGAUUUAUGA
Messenger RNA from Paramecium sonneborni, 619 nucleotides. The record is from the annotation of a GenBank genome assembly. NCBI's taxonomy places the organism in Eukaryota, Ciliophora, Oligohymenophorea, Peniculida, Parameciidae.